Molecule: messenger RNA, 837 nt
Organism: Macrosiphum euphorbiae (potato aphid)
Lineage: Eukaryota; Metazoa; Arthropoda; Insecta; Hemiptera; Aphididae
Source: the annotation of a GenBank genome assembly
AUGCCAAGAAAACGCAAAGGGGCUGAUUUGAGCCGCAGUACAAUAAGGUUUUUUGAUCCUUCGAAAAAUAAACCAACUGAAAUAUUUAUAGGCUUACAACGUUUACAUGCAGUGGAUGCAAGUUCAAUUUUUAACAGUUUAACUGAAAAAAUUAAAGAAAUUAAUGUAGAUUGGAGUUCUGUUUUGGCUGUUUGUUUUGAUGGAGCUGCUACAUUGUCUGGCAAAAAUAAUGGUGUUCAAGCCAAAAUUAAAAUUGAAAAUCCUCAAAUUCAAACUGAUGAAGAUAACUAUUCAACAUUAUUUGAAAAAGUUUUGGACAUUUGUAGUUCACAAAAAAUAGAGAUACCAAAUGUAAAACAAAGAAAAGUGUCUAGUCGAAUUGACAGCAACAAUACUCAACAUUUUACCUCUGACAAAAAAACAGAAAUGAAAUGUUUUGUGUACUACACAGUUUUAGAUGACCUUUUAAACGAAUUAGAAGAACGUUUUAGUCAAGAAACACUUUUACUAAUAAGUGCAAUUGGACGUUUAUUACAGUUUAACCUGCAUGAACAUGGCUUAAUUUUACUAUCCAAUAGGUUUAACUUAAAUGACAGUGAACUUGAAGCAGAACUCAGAUUGUUAAAAUCGUUACCAGAAUUUGAAAUUGGUAAAACUAGCAAAACUAUUUAUCAGUGUCUGGUAAAAACAAAGCUGAGAAGUUGUAUGACGCAAGAUCGAUUGAAGUCAAUGAUGUUAGUAUUUAUUGAACAGGAAUUGGCAUAUGAAUUAGAUCCAGAAGACAUAAUUGAAGAGUUUAAACAUCUUAACAAUACACAACGGCGACUAGAACUUUAA